Molecule: messenger RNA, 2752 nt
Organism: Nilaparvata lugens (brown planthopper)
Lineage: Eukaryota; Metazoa; Arthropoda; Insecta; Hemiptera; Delphacidae
Product: protein starmaker
Exons: 2
Coding region: 221-1567 (448 amino acids)
Source: RefSeq, a predicted model, not a curated record
GAUCCAAUAUGGUCCCAUAUUGACUUCCCGCAUCAAAUACACAGACUCACAGUUUAUACUGACUUACAAAACAAAAACAUCCAGUCCUCAAGAUUCAAAAUAUUUUUAUACGAAAUUAUAAUCAAAAUUUCAAAUCACAAUUGGAGAAAUCGUUGGUUCCAUUGACAAACAUAAAUCAUGUUUGUGUGAUAAACCUAUGUGCAAUUAAGAAAUCAACAGAAUGGAAAGUCAAAAUACUGGUCCUAAAAUCUUAUUUACUACCAAAGAAAAUGAUGGUUAUGUUAUAAAAGCAGAAUCUACGUUCUUAGGAGGACCAAAUGGAUGCAUCAAGAUCACAACUACAGAGACACAAUCGUUGAUAUCGCAAACAGAGUCUGGGGGAGAAAUGGUGUUCAUGGCGAUGGCUGACAAUGUACCUCCUACGGAAGUUAACAUAGAAAAUAAUCGGCCGAUGGCUCCUAGAAGACACAUCGUCAUAGAAAAUCAACCACAUCCUCAUGCAAAAAUUCAGAACUAUGGGCAUGGCUGCUGCUCAUCAAAUGAGAAUGGAAAUUCCAGAGAUACAACAGAGAAAUAUUCACAGACGAAAAUGGCUGUGGAUAUAAAUACUCAAACUGAAUCAACUAACAGUACAGCUAUGACAGAAGGGGGUGAUCGUGAAUCGAGUGAUCAGAACGGAAUGACUGUCUCAGAGAAAUCAUCCCAGACAAAUAUGAUGGAAGAUAUAGAAACUCAAACAGAGACUGUAGAUAUGGAGGUGCAAGGUGAUACUUCUGACAAAAAAGAUUAUCCUGAUACUAAAACUUCAGAGAGUCGGAAUGUAUCGGAGAAAUCUUCACAAACGAACAUGGAGACUCAAACGGAACCACAUAAAGAAACUACAAAGAUGGAAGAAGGGAAAGAUGGAAAGGAAAAUCAAGGGUCUGAACAGAAAACCUCGGAAAUUAAGAAUGGAAAAGCGCUGUCCGAGAAAUCGUCACAAACCAACAUGGAGACUCAAACGGAACCACAUAAAGAAACUUCAAAGAUGGAAGAAGGAAAAGAUGGAGGGAAAAAUAAUGGGUCUGAACAGAAAACAUCGGAAAAUCCGAAUGGAAAAGCGCUGUCCGAAAAAUCCUCUCAGACCAACAUGGAUGACGACACAGAAACUAAGACAGAAUCAACUUCUGAAAAUACUACAAAAACGAAAGAAGGAGGGGAAGAUAAAAACAAAAAUGAAAAGUCAGAAAACAGCCAGAAUGAGAGAGAAAUGUCAGAGAAAUCUUUCCAAACGACAGAGGGUUCAUCACAGACAGAACCGAAAUCAGUGCAAAGUGAUCAAUCGACAUCUACAGAUUCUAGUAAGAAAGAUGAUAAGGGAACAUCAAUUGAUUCGCAUUCAGAUCGUAGUAGAAGCAGCUCUAAGCAACGGAAAAAAUCUAAAACUGGUAAAAAGAAGUGUGAGUGCGUAGACAGUUCAGAACCAUCUCAUCAAUGUCCCCCUGCAGACAGUAGUGAUGAUAGUGAUGAAAAUAUCCGUUCCAAUCGUUUGAGAGAUUAUGAAACGUCCAGAGACCAAAGUCACUAGUAUUUUGUGAUUUUUGAAUUCAUUGUCCAAUGGAUGUUUUUGGAUUGGAAAUGCAAGCUAUUAUCAAAAAAUAUAUAUAUUCAACUUGAGAAAAGUUCUAAGGAACAAAAUAAGGCUUAGAAAUAUAAAUUAUGGUGGAAAAAUGGUCUAACUCAGGAUAAAUUCUAAGGGAUAUUAUGAAAAAUUAGUCGACACAGAUUCAAUACAAAUAUGAUUAAUAUAUGAGCAACAUAUUUUUAAUUUAUCACAUCAUGGAAAAAACAAUCCAUUUCUCAAUUCAUAUAAAAAUAAAUUAUUAGGAAGAGUCCAAAAUCGUAAAUUUUUGAACAGAAGACUAUUCAGCGGAAGAUUUGGUGAGAAGAAGGAAUUCUCUCUACUCUUCUAUCCAACAUCUCUGUCUCUCUUUCUAGUAAACAAUGAAACGGCCCUAGUAUGCAGAUAAUGACGACAGAAAAUCUGGAAAAUUCCCCUGUUGAACAUUCCAAUUCCGUUGGACGGAGAUGAACGCACUACCUUCUUUGAAAAUCAAUUAUCAAUAUUUGAUGAGUGGUCUCCAGAUAGCAAACUGUACGUUAUUGUUUGAUGGACAUAAUUUGAUGAAGUUCCAUCCUUUGCUCAAAAUAUGUGUUAAUAGGAUGUUCGUCAGCAAAUGAGUGAAUGAACUUAAUUUAUUUAUAUUAUGUUGAAUAUUUGAACUCUUCCAAUCCCAAACAACAGCCUAAUAUAUUUCUUGAAGUAGCGGUACAAUAUGUACGAGUAAAACCAAGCUAUAUUCAUAAUUCUAAAUUUGACCGUUUACAAUAAAUCUGGGAGGUACUCGAAUGAUCACCAAAUUAUAAUAUAAUUUAUAUAAAUUAUAAUAUAUUAUAUUAAUCUUCUAUUCGUUGUAUCAGUGACAUCCUACAAUAUUGUCUGCAUAUUCCACGAAAUCAGAUUAUUGUUUGAAAAUAUAUUGGGAUGUACUUGAACCAAUAUUGUUUGCUGGACCUGAGCCUGUUAUGCCUACAUGAAUCAAGAAGCAUUUUCCACUCAAUUUGAAUGUUUAAAUAUUAUCUUUUGAUGAAUUCAAUAAUUAUUCACUGUAAUCCCAUAGAAAUCUGGGAGCAAUUUGUAUCUAUGAAGCUACUCUUUGCUAUGAAAAACUACAUUCAUCUUAGUUGUACACGAAAUGGAUUGAAAAUUAUA